CGGGGCGUGUCGCGCCGGGGCGACGCGGGCCGACGUGCCGUACGCGCCUCCGCGGGCGUCCCGGGGCGGCCGGCCUCUCCGCCUCCCUGCGAGGCGGGCCGGGCAGACGGCGGCGGCCAUGUUUGUGGCGCGCAGCAUCGCGGCGGACCACAAGGACCUCAUCCACGAUGUGUCUUUCGACUUCCACGGCCGCCGGAUGGCCACCUGCUCCAGCGACCAGAGCGUCAAGGUCUGGGAUAAAAGUGAAAGCGGAGAUUGGCAUUGUACUGCUAGCUGGAAGACACAUAGUGGGUCUGUAUGGCGUGUGACAUGGGCGCAUCCCGAAUUUGGACAAGUGUUGGCUUCCUGUUCUUUUGACCGAACGGCAGCUGUAUGGGAAGAGAUAGUAGGAGAAUCAAAUGAUAAACUCCGAGGACAGAGUCACUGGGUGAAGAGGACAACUCUAGUGGAUAGCAGAACAUCUGUUACUGAUGUGAAAUUUGCUCCCAAACACAUGGGCCUGAUGUUAGCAACCUGUUCAGCAGAUGGUAUAGUAAGAAUAUAUGAGGCCCCAGAUGUUAUGAAUCUCAGCCAGUGGUCUCUGCAGCAUGAGAUCUCAUGUAAGCUGUGCUGCAGCUGUAUUUCUUGGAACCCUUCCAGCUCUCGGGCUCAUUCCCCCAUGAUAGCUGUGGGAAGUGAUGAUAGUAGCCCAAACGUAAUGGCCAAAGUUCAGAUUUUUGAAUACAAUGAAAACACCAGAAAAUAUGCAAAAGCUGAGACUCUAAUGACAGUCACAGAUCCUGUUCAUGAUAUUGCGUUUGCUCCGAAUUUGGGAAGAUCUUUCCACAUCCUGGCAAUAGCAACCAAAGACGUAAGAAUUUUCACAUUAAAACCUGUGAGGAAAGAACUUACUUCUUCUGGUGGUCCAACAAAAUUUGAAAUCCAUAUCGUGGCUCAGUUUGAUAAUCAUAACUCUCAGGUUUGGAGGGUGAGUUGGAACAUAACAGGAACAGUACUAGCAUCGUCAGGAGAUGACGGCUGUGUGAGGUUAUGGAAAGCUAAUUACAUGGACAAUUGGAAGUGUACUGGUAUUUUGAAAGGUAACGGGAGCCCAGUAAAUGGGAGUUCUCAGCUGGGAAACUCAAAUCCUUCGCUAAGCUCAAAUAUUCCAAAUCUUCAAAACUCACUAAAUGGAACUUCUGCUGGCAGAAAGCACAGCUGAGUACAAGCUAGCUGGAGUAACUUUGCUGUUUUGCUGCUUGUUGCAUGCACACAGGAAUGGAAAUCGAACUCCUUUCCCCCUUUCCCAGCGCCGUUUGAUCUCUCCCAAGAUGCACCAACAGCCUGCUCACUACUAAAUACAGUCCAAAGGCCUUUAAAAUUACAGUGUAUAUAAUUUUUUGUACUAGUCAGUUUACUGGCACUAUAAAUGGAAAGGCUUUUUGUUGAGACAUCAUCACCAAAACAAUUUUUUGAAAUGUUCUGGAGACUAACUUGGGUUUAAAAACUGAAAAGAUUGCUACUAUCCUCAUAAACAAUUGGGAGGAGGGAAAAUAUAAUUUUAUUCCAUUUGGAGACUAUAGGAAUUCCUUUUAUUUUCUAAAACAAUAAGCUAAAAUGAUGAGUUUUUUAUAAUUUUAAUUUGAAAAUCAAAUAAAUAUUUUUCAUAAAGAUUGUUUUGAGUGCUAAUUUGUUUACCUUUUGUAGUAUUUCUCUAUAGGUGAUAUUAUCCACACAACUGGUUUUCCUUGUAAUUAAUAAUACUAGUAAAGGAGCAGAUCAUUAGCCUAGCACUGGAGUUGAGAUAAAUGAUUUGUAGCCAAGCAGCACAUUCGCAUUUGCUACACUUUUAUGUGGUAGUAAAAAGGUAGAAGCACUUUUAAUUUUUCAUCUCAUACUCAUAAAAGAGAUGGUUGUUUCUAAUAUGUGCAUGGAUAUUUAUGUGUGAUUCUAUACGACUUGGUUUCCUUUAAGACAGUUUGGAAACAUAAGACUUGCCAUUUUGCUGAAAAUAUGCAUGCAAUUGAAAUUCCAUAUCUCAGGAUUUUUAAUGUGUUGUUUCAAUGAGUUACUGUCUUCUGAAACUCUUGACUUUGACAACAAAGUUACAUACCUUUUCAUUUACUAAACUGCAUACAUAUUACGGGUAAGUUAUAAGAUGAUGGAAUAACAGGCUGUAAUUCUUUGAGCCUUUUUAUGCACCAGAUUCUGUAGCUGUUCUAAGUUUUUUGCAGGAAACUGACUGUCCGAUGAUUGUAGUUUUCAAAAGCAUGUUGCAGUAUCCAGCUUUACUGUGUGAGUGUAUUCGAUUUGGUUCUCAGAAUCAUGUAUGCACUAAAGAUGUGUGUCUGCUGCUGCAGCAAAUGCAAUGUUCCUCAAAUUAAAACGUAUUAGAUUUGUAAAUUACAGAAUCAAAUGAGAGAUUAGACAAUGCUUUACAUUGUCUGUGUAAUGUACUGAAAUUUUUUUUUUUGGCAUUUUAACUUUAAUAGAUUGUAUUUUUUCAAACUUUCAUACUUGCUUAAGCAAUCUUGAUUCAAGUGAGAGUCUUGGUUUGUACUGUUAUGUUCUAUUGGUCCUGGCAUGAAUAUACAAGGUUUUUUUUGUUUUGUUUUGUUUUUUGUUUUUCUUUCCUUCCAGCAUGUUUUCUCUUCUUUGGUUCUCUUUGUAUUUACUGCUUUUCUCUUUUUCUUCUGUUUCCUCCCUUCCCUCCUUUCCCCUCCCCUGUUGUUUUUGUUUUGGUGUUUCGUUCCUGUCUUCAUUAUUUCAGGUAUUUCUUUCCCCCUCUGGAUUCCCCACGGGCUGGAUCAAGAUGGUCCAGUUGUGCCCAGCUCCUUCCUCCUCCUGCUCCUCUGGUAGAGCACUCUUGCGAUGCUGACACUGCCAACCUCCAGUAUCCUCACCCUCGCAGAGGAUACCUCUCUCGGCCUCUCAAUCCCUUACCUGAGAAUGAAGGGGUUUAAAAUACUGAUUUAAAGGCCUUAUUUCAGAUGCUUGUAAAUGCUUUUAUUUCAGGCUGCUUUUUUGUUUUCUUCAUUUCUUUUCAGAAGAUCCUUCUUUCUUAGGGCAUGUCUUGCAUGUAUUACAGCUGAAGUGUUUGGAACAAAACUUAUUUGUACUUCUGCACCAGGAAACUUGGCUUCCCUAGUUGGUUACCUUUGAUGAGAUGAUCUUCAAAAAAGUAACAUUAACUGUGAAAAAGUCCCAGUAUCUGACUCAAAGUGCCUGUCUUGUAAAUUCUGUACCGAAUUGUUAUAGAGUUCAGUUUCACCUGUCGAUAGCUUCACAUAAAAGCAUAUCAUUGUGGACCUCUCUGUAUUUCAGACAUUAAGAAAUACUUUGGAUUUUAUAGGCUGAUGUUACAGAUGACUGUAAAAUAAAUAAUUCCUGUGGAUAAAGCAGUGAAUCAUAAGGAUAUUUUUGUUUUUGUUUUUUUAAGGAAAAUGCCUUUUACUCUUUGGAAUUACUGUUUAAUGUUUUUUUUUUUUGUAAUUAUUUUCCAAGUAGGUUAUUUAAUAAAAAUAUUUUAAAAGAUA
Molecule: messenger RNA, 3515 nt
Organism: Meriones unguiculatus (Mongolian gerbil)
Lineage: Eukaryota; Metazoa; Chordata; Mammalia; Rodentia; Muridae
Gene: Seh1l
Product: SEH1 like nucleoporin
Exons: 9
Coding region: 119-1201 (360 amino acids)
Biological process (GO): positive regulation of TORC1 signaling; cellular response to amino acid starvation
Cellular component (GO): nuclear pore outer ring; Seh1-associated complex
Molecular function (GO): structural molecule activity; protein binding
Source: RefSeq, a predicted model, not a curated record